AUGUCUCAGGCGGCCAAGGCUGCAGCCACCACAGCAAUGAACCCAGGGUCUGAGGCCAAGGGGAAGGGGGCACCACGCAGACCAGCCCCAGCCCCAGCUUCUGUGCCCAGGUCCAGCACCAAAGUAGGGGACCUGCCUCCUGGGAGCCAUAGGCUGGUGGUCUUCGAGCAGGAAAACUUCCAGGGCUGAGGCGUGAAAUUCUCAGGGGAGUGCCUGAACCUGGGGGGCUGAGGCUUUGACCGAGUGUGCAGCCUGAUUGUCACCUCUGGACCCUGGGUGGCAUUUGAGCAAUCCAACUUCCAAGGAGAGAUGUCUGUCCUAGAGAAAGGUGAGUAUCCGCGCUGGGACACCUGGUCCAGCAGUUACCGCAGUGACCGGCUCAUGUCCUUCGGGCCUGUCAGGAUGAUGGAAAGAAUUGCAGCUGCUGUGGUAGAUGGGCCUGAAAGAUUAACCAGGUCUGAAGCAGAGUUGGGGUGGACAGAAGAGUCUGUUCCAAGCUGGGUUGGCUACCAGUACCCUGGCCACUGUGGCUACCAGUACCUGCUGGAACCUGGCGACUUCCGGCAUUGGAAUGAAUGGGGAGCCUUCCAGCCACAGAUGCCGGCUAUGCAUCAUCUUCGAGACCCGCAGUGGCAUCUCCAGAGCUGCUUCCCUGUGCUGGCUGCUGAGCCCCACAAGUGA
Molecule: messenger RNA, 681 nt
Organism: Nannospalax galili (Upper Galilee mountains blind mole rat)
Lineage: Eukaryota; Metazoa; Chordata; Mammalia; Rodentia; Spalacidae
Gene: Crybb1
Product: crystallin beta B1
Biological process (GO): visual perception; lens development in camera-type eye
Molecular function (GO): structural constituent of eye lens
Source: RefSeq, a predicted model, not a curated record